Messenger RNA from Caenorhabditis angaria, 660 nucleotides. NCBI's taxonomy places the organism in Eukaryota, Metazoa, Nematoda, Chromadorea, Rhabditida, Rhabditidae. The record is from the annotation of a GenBank genome assembly.
AUGUCAGGAUUAACACGUCAGGUAGCUCGAAUUGCUACCCGUCAAGCAUCCACUCAUUCACAGUUAGUUUUUUCAACAAUAAUUUAUACCACGAUUUUGUCAUGUUUUCAGCGAUUCCCACGCAGUUUGGCGCGAGAUUAAUCGACUUGGAAGCGAGGGAAAAUGGGAUAGCAUCAACAACAAACCAAAAUUGUUCCUUUUCGGUCAAUCGAAGAAAGAAGCCAGUGCCGCAUUCAACGCCAUCGUGAGUUUUGCUUUUAAAUUUAAAAUUUUUAAUUAAAAAUAUAAAAUAUCAGAAACACUUUCAAAUUGUAAGUUUAGUCACUCUUUAUAUACAUAUGCUGUAAAAAUCAGACAACAAUGUUCUCUGAUACGUGUUCACUCAGCUGACCUAUCAAAAAAAAUUUAAAGAUCAAAGUAUAUUUUUAUCAAUGAAAAACAGGUGUGUGUGUUUUUUUUCAAAAGAAACAUUUUCAGAACAAAUCUUCGGAUUUUUUCAACCAAUCUGCUUAUGGUCCAUAUUUGAAAGUUGUUUGGAGAUUGGCUCUUCUUCUCGGUAUCAUUAAUGCCGGUGUUAUUGCCUACGACUUUGUUGUUCCUGAACAAAAACGUCUUCAUUACAAAUACCGUCAUCACGGACAUCACGACGAACAUCAUUAA